This is a messenger RNA of Auanema sp. JU1783, 1140 nucleotides long. Lineage: Eukaryota; Metazoa; Nematoda; Chromadorea; Rhabditida; Rhabditidae. The record is from the annotation of a GenBank genome assembly.
AUGAGAAACGCACCCGUAACAUCAACUCCGAAACGUGACAAUGUUUGGUCAUUGUAUAGAACAGCUAGUGAUAGAUACCAUGAUCUAGAGCCCAUCGUAACAUUAGACCCUACAGGAGCUCUACUAGAUCAUAAUACUAAAAACAAUAAUAGCUUGCCUAGCACUGACGUUGGAACUCUGAAUUAUUUAUUAAAAUAUCAACAAGCACAACGAGAUAAUAAUAUUUUGCUGAUCUCUUUGAGAGACAGAGAGCGAGAGAUUCAAAAGCUCAAAUCUAUAAUCAAAUCAUUACAAUCUGAAUCUGAAUCCACAGAUUCCCGACAAGAUAAAAGUACGUCAUUGAGUAGCGGCCUUCCCGUAGUUAGAGUAACUCCUCAAAAAAGAGUCAAAAACAAUACAUCAGCUUCAUCACCUCGUAGAAGCUCAAGACGUAGUCUUUUUGAGCCAUCAACUUCUCAAGUUAAUGUAACUGAGCCGUUAUCAUAUUCUCGCCAAAUAUUGAGAAAUGCUGGGAUUGAAAGCGAUGUCCUUCUGAGUAGUUCGAACAAUAGCACGCCUAGACACUUGUCUUUGUCACAGAACUUGGAAAGCAUAACACCUAUUAGAGCGACCCAUAACACUACUAGAGCGUCCCCACCGGAGGUUCACAAUCGCCAUCGUCCUGUCCCACCCAAUAAUGCUAAUCGCUUUUCUCCUAACGACACGUUCGUUGUUGAGAAGCUAGGUCAUAUUCCUGGAAAUCCUCCUCCGACGGCUCGAGAUGAACCUAAUAGACCACCGAGUUAUUACCUGACGGUCAAUCGACCGGCGUUCAUUAGAAGGAGUGAGCUCAGACAAAGCAUCAUUAAAGAAGCUUCUCGACGUCGGGAACAGAUAGAAAAGAAGAGAAAGGAAGCUGUAAGGGCUUUGGCAAUGGGAGUAGUCUCUUUGGAUGAUGUAUCAGAUAAGAUUUUUGUUGAUUCUACCAAAAUUCAAGCUUUUCCAAAAACGGACAUGAAGGCAAUUACUCAAAGGAGAAUGUCCAAUACUCGAGAAUACAAAGAUCGCGUCAUAGAAAGAGAGAAGAAGAUCGAACAAGCAGCUAAUCGAAUUCUGAAAACGUGCUUCAGCUGGAAGACACGCAACAGGUUAUCUAACUAA